AAAACACGUGUUUGGCGGGAACACAUUUUUACGGUUUUCGCGGGAAACGAGAUUUUUCGGUUUUGGCGGGAAAAUAAAAAUUUCCGGUUUUGGCGAGAAAACAUGUUUUUUUUUUUGUUUUGGCGGGAAAACACGUUUUUGCAAUUUUAGCGGGAAACACGUUUUGCGACUUUGGCGGGAAAACACGUUUUUUGUGUUUUGGCGGAAAAUAUAUUUUGGGGUGUUAGCGUGAAAACAUUUUUUUGUGAUUUUGGCAUGAAAACAUGUUUUUCGGUUUUUGUGGGAAAACACGUUUUUGCAAUUUUGAUGGAAAAACAUUUUUUUGCAAUUUUAGCGGAAAAAUGCGUUUUAGGGUUUUGGCGUGAAAAAGUAGUGUUUUGCACGGGAAAAAGUGUUUUUGUAGUUUUGUUAGUUUUCGUUUGUGACAAAAAUGAUAUUAUGUUUAGGUUUGUGAUAUGUGAAUUACAUUAAGGGUAUAAUAGACAUUAUACCAUUUUGAAUGAACCAUUUCCAUUCAAAUGAUCCAAAUUGGUUCAGCUAAAUGGACUUAAAAAUUAAGUCUAAAUUUCCAAAAGUCAUCCGGAUAAUCCAUCUGAAUGAGUUGCACUUUUAGUGUCUAAACAAACAAAACUCUCAUCUUCAUCCAGAUGGUCUAUUCAGAUGGAAAAACAAACAUGCCCUUUACAUAUUGGAUGGACCAUCUUAUAAAAUGGUGUUUACAACUUGUGGAAUCAUUUAUCAUUCGUACUAAAAGGCUAUAGAAAUUUCAACAUUAACAAGAAAUAUGACUUGCAAUCUAGUUAUUACGUCAUACAUCAUUUUGCAUAAUUCAAGUUGAUAUUAAUCUAUACUCUAUAUAGUAAGCUUCACAUCAAAAUAAUUAAUGACUCUACACCACACGUGGAGAAAAAGCAUAUAUUUGAUCAUGUUGUUUUCUCGCACAACAUGCCGUUUUCUAGCUAGCACGUUCUUUUUCUUUUUUUACCCUAAAAUGCUACAUUUUUCCAUCUAAGGAAGGCAACGAUGGCCAAGCCACCGAGAAAACACACUACCCAUCAUCCUCCGCCACCCUCGCUUUCUUCACUGCCUGAAGAAAUCGUUCUGAGAUGCUUAGCCCUUGUGCCAAGAAGCUAUCACCUAAGCCUCUCAUGGGUGUCACAAAACCUAAGAUCCCUCGUUCGCUCGCCUGAGCUCAACGGCUUGCGAUCCACCCGCCACAAGAGCUCCCUCUAUGUAUGUUUACGAAAUCAUUACAACGACACAUCCUUCCACUGGUUUACUCUCUGUCCGACUGAGGAAACAGCAACGACGACGACAGAGUAUCGAUUAGUUCCGAACCCAACUCCCUUCCCUCAUCCUAAGCACGGUUCUUUAACCGUUGUAGCGGGAUCAAAGAUCUUCUUCAUCGGCGGCGGAUCUAGCGAGCCUUCCUCGGAUCUAUGGAUCCUUGAUACACGAUCUGGGAACAUGACUAAGGGACCAAGCAUGAGCGUGCCUCGAGAGAAAGGCGAAGCAGCUGUGGGAGUGAUCGACGGGAAGAUAUACGUCAUCGGAGGCGGAGGAGGUUUACAGGAGGAAAGGUUUAACGAAGAGAUCCAAGUGGAAGUUUUUGAUCUGAAGUCGGAAACGUGGGAGCUUGCAGGGAUGGAGAACGUGCGUAAAACCUCACGGUGUAGCGCCUCGGUGGAGGGGAAGGUUUAUAUGGUGGAGUACGGGGAGAUAAAUGUGUACAACCCGAGAGAAUGUGAGAGGGAACGGAUGGUUCGUAUGGUAAGCCAGAGACUCGAACGUGGUCGAAAGGAUAUGUUAAAUGAUUCAGCGUUUAUUGUGUGUGUGGUGGAAGAUGUUCUCUAUGCUUUCUUUUAUCAGAGUGGGGUCAUGUGGUUUAAUACAAAGCUCAAUGUGUGGAGGAGAUUGUUGGAUCGUGAUGGGAAGGAACUACCUUUUAUCUUUCAUGUGGAUGCCAUGGCUGAAUACGACGAUGGUAAGCUAGUGAUUUUGUACAUGCUGAGUGAAAAGGAAGUUUAUCACACUGUUACCAAGAGUAUUCGGUGUAUGUUGGUCUCACUGCAUAGAUCUGGAGACAUGAUUUGUGGGACGGUCGAUUGGUCUGGUUCUAUGGGUACAGUCCCAGAUUCGGUUGAUUUUCUGCAUUGUUUAGCUGUUUCCGAUUGAUUGAUUGAUUGAUCAUAGUAUGUGUCCUUGUCUGUUUCUCGUUGAUUCCUGCGAAGACCAUUUACUAAAUA
Molecule: messenger RNA, 2246 nt
Organism: Brassica napus (rape)
Lineage: Eukaryota; Viridiplantae; Streptophyta; Magnoliopsida; Brassicales; Brassicaceae
Product: F-box/kelch-repeat protein At2g22050-like
Exons: 1
Coding region: 1024-2175 (383 amino acids)
Molecular function (GO): protein binding
Source: RefSeq, a predicted model, not a curated record